AAACUCCGUUCAGCUCAUGCUCAUUAUUCUGUUCGUUUUACGAAACGUAGGAAUGGUCGCUAAAAGACAGCAUCCGCAAGAAGCCGACAUAGAACAUUGAAAUAGAUUUUUGUAGCUAUGAGGUCGGCUUUUCUGCUAGUAAUAUGGGCAUCUCUUCUACAAAACAUUUCCAGCAGUGUUCAAAAUUACCACAAUUAUUCAGAGAUCUGCGACAAGUUAGACUAUUUGGCGAAAAAAUACUAUAAUGCUAAGCUAUACUCCAUAGGUACCUCAUCAAAAGGCAAAGCACUGCAGGUACUUAAGAUAGGAUCAAAUUCAGAUGAUAUUCCCUUAAUUCCUGAUAUUAAACUUAUUGGUGGCCUUCAUGGUAAUGUACCUAUCGGGACCGAAAUACUUAUUAAAUUAUCAGAGCACCUUUUGGAAAAUUACGGCAUUAAUGAGGAAAUUACGAAAAUCGUCGAUUCAGUCAACAUUCACAUACUGCCGUCCCUCAAUCCGGAUGGUUUUGAACUUGCUAAGGAAGGACUGUGCCAGGAAGGGCCUGGAAGAGGAAAUGCAAAUGGGGCGGACCUUAACAGAAAUUUUCCUUCUGUGCGAUUGCAAGCCAGUGGUGAACAUCAGCCAGAGACGAUAGCUGUUAUGCAAUGGAUGUUGGAGCAACAUUUUAUGCUUUCUUUGACAUUAAACGGAGGUGCUUUGGUCGCCACCUACCCAUAUGAUAUGGGGAAAAAUAACAACUCUAAACGGCCACAUGCACAUCUUACUGAAGAUGAUGAAGAAUUUAAACACUUGGCACGAAAAUACGUUCGGGAGCAUCCUUACAUGGCUGAUAGAUCAUCUUGCCCGUACAAUCCUAACACAUUCGAUAGAGGUAUCGUCAACGGCGCUCAGUGGAUUCCGUUAAAAGGUACUAUGCAAGAUUACAACUAUGACUUUCACGGCUGUUUGGAGCUGAACAUUGCGAUUUCCUGCUGCAAAUAUCCACACCCACAAAAUAUUGAAAAACUGUGGAAAGAUAACAAAAGGGCACUCAUUGAGUUUAUAAAAGAGAGUUACCGUGGUGUGAGAGGGAUUGUCACGCACGACUCUAAACCUGUCAUGGAUGCGACUGUCACAAUUAUUUCAAGGAGUAUGGAAUACAAGACGACGUCUAAAGGAGAAUACUGGCGUUAUCUUCUCCCAGGGAAAUACUAUUUAAAGGUCGAGAAAAACGGUUUCAAAACCGUAACUUCUUCUAUCGUCAUACCUAAACAAGAGGGUUAUCUAGUGCGCAACAUUGAGCUUAAAGAUAAAGAAGUAGACGACUCGGAUGUGUUAGCCCAGUAUGAAUACAGCGAAGAAGAAUUUGUCAAUCCUGUAAAAAAAUUUUCAGAGAAGAAAUUCUUCGAAGUUCUAUUUACAAACGAUCUUAACACUUUGGAACAAGCAGAUGAGUUCAAUUUUAACCCAGAUAUAGAUAUUGAUUCAGGUUUUAAAACAACUGCAAGCAUUAGUAUAAUUGUAUCAAUUCUAAUAGCCCUAAUGCAAAAUUUUGAUUUUCUAUUAUGAAGGCUUUGUUUUCAUGAAAUUUUAUACAUACUUGUAAGGACAUUACUGGGAACUUUUAUUCUCACAAUUGAGACAGCUUUGUAAAUAAAAAAACAUUGAUCCUAUUCAAUGAACAUCGAAGAUUAUUCUUAAUUUAUUACAUUUGGUUGUAUAUUUUUACAUUUUUUUAAAGUUUUUUGUACAU
This is a messenger RNA of Cimex lectularius (bed bug), 1732 nucleotides long. RefSeq names its product carboxypeptidase D-like. Lineage: Eukaryota; Metazoa; Arthropoda; Insecta; Hemiptera; Cimicidae. Gene Ontology annotation, biological process: proteolysis. Gene Ontology annotation, molecular function: zinc ion binding; metallocarboxypeptidase activity. Bases 118 to 1548 code for a protein of 476 amino acids. The transcript has 10 exons. The record is from RefSeq and is a predicted model, not a curated record.